This is a messenger RNA of Candoia aspera, 2924 nucleotides long. It is a transcript of the gene ZRANB2, whose product is annotated as zinc finger RANBP2-type containing 2. The record is from RefSeq and is a predicted model, not a curated record. Gene Ontology annotation, molecular function: lipopolysaccharide binding; RNA binding. NCBI's taxonomy places the organism in Eukaryota, Metazoa, Chordata, Lepidosauria, Squamata, Candoiidae.
CGCUCCACGAGAGGGUACGAGGGAUUCGGGCCGCCAAAAAAACAACUUCGCUGUCGGAACCAGGCACGGCGGAACAGGCGAUUGGGGAGGCAGACGUAUUCCCCGCAAGGCCCCGCAGGUCCUAGCCAAUCACCGCCGAAGCCAAGCUGCUGCCUGCUUCGUGCUGGUCCCGCGAGGCGCCGAGCGGAAAGCUUCGGGCCGUUCCCGCGGCCGAGAUGUCGACCAAGAAUUUCCGCGUCAGCGACGGGGACUGGAUCUGUCCCGACAAAAAGUGUGGAAAUGUUAAUUUUGCUAGAAGAACCAGCUGUAACAGAUGUGGUCGAGAGAAAACUACAGAAGCUAAAAUGAUGAAAGCUGGAGGGACUGAAAUAGGGAAGACACUUGCUGAAAAGAGCCGUGGUCUCUUUAGUGCUAAUGACUGGCAGUGUAAAACAUGUGGUAAUGUUAAUUGGGCCCGGAGAUCAGAAUGCAAUAUGUGCAACACUCCAAAGUAUGCCAAACUUGAAGAAAGAACAGGAUAUGGUGGGGGCUUCAAUGAAAGAGAGAAUGUUGAAUAUAUAGAGCGUGAAGAGUCAGAUGGGGAAUAUGAUGAGUUUGGUCGCAAAAAGAAAAAAUACAGAGGGAAACCUGUUGGUCCUGCAUCUAUCUUAAAGGAAGUUGAAGAUAAGGAAUCUGAAGGGGAAGAAGAGGAGGAUGAGGAUGGAGAUCUGUCUAAGUAUAAAUUAGAUGAGGAUGAAGAUGAGGAUGAUGCUGAUCUCUCUAAAUAUAAUCUUGAUGAUAGUGAAGAAGAAGAUUCUGCCAAUAAGAAGAAAUCUUCCAUGGCUAGGCGCAGUCGUUCCAAAUCUCGAUCUUCGCCUUCACGAUCUUCAUCUCGCUCAUCCUCCCGCUCAAGCUCAAGGUCUAGGUCCAGGUCAAGAAGCUCUUCCAGUUCAAGGUCAAGGUCUCAUUCCACUUCCAGAGAACGUUCUAGAUCUCGUGGGUCGAAAUCCAGAUCCAGCUCCAGGUCCUCAGGGGUUCUUCAACCCCAAGGAAAAGAUCUUACUCAAGCUCUCAUUCAUCAUCCUCCCCUGAGAGAAGCAGAAAGAGAAGUCGAUCUAGAUCUUCUUCUGGUGAUCGCAAAAAAAGGCGAACAAGAUCACGGUCACCUGAAAGAAACCGCAGGUCAUCAUCUGGAUCUUCUCAUUCUGGAUCUCGUACAAGUUCCAAAAAGAAGUAACGUGUAAAACUCAGACACACACACGAAAAAAAUAACAGUCCAUUGCAUGAGUCAAUUUAAAGAAGUUGGUGUUUUAUUUGGUCAGAAAUGAUACAUCCUGCUAAUAGAGAUGCAUGUUUAAUGGAAAACUGCAGCUAGUUUAAUUCAUAAAACAUGUAAUGAAAUAUUUUAAGCCAUAAAUUGAUCCUAGAAAGGAAAAUACGUUAUUUUUGUUUAAUUGGGUUUACCUUUUUAACAGGUAGCCCUAAUUUAGUCGUCUUUGAGAGGUUAGCUUGCCAAGUACCAGCCUGUUUGUUGCUGUGUCCUCAUGUAAAUUUCACACUCUGGUUUCUGAAAAAGUCUAGUUUAUUUUGUCAUUUUAGUAGGCAGGAGUGUAUAUCAGUUUCAGAGUAGAAUAAUUCUUUAGAGGGAUAACUUUUUUCUUCUAUGUUUGUGAUUUCUGACUGAGAAGAAACCUAUUAGUUAUUUCCUGGGUAUUUUGCAAAGAAAGCAAAGCUUUCAGUAUAAUUUUAUGCACCGUUUUGUAGUGUGAAUAUUAUAUAAGGCACAUAACAUAGAAUGUAUUUAAUUUGUGAUUCUGUAGUCUUUCAUUCUUUAUUGACUCAGCUAAUUAAUAGCUGUGCUUCCGCUGCAGAUGAAAUAUGGAAAGAAAUGUAUUUCUCUCAGGCAAGGCUUCUGUGUCUCCUUUAUGUUACCCCCCCCCCUCUCCCCAGCACACACUUGAAGCUAGUGUUACUUGGUCAAACUAUAACAACUAUUAAGAAAAAGUAGGUAUGUAUAAAACCUGCCAUUUCAGUGAUUUUCCAGAAGAUAAUUUUCAGAACCAGAAGUGGUUUGUGGUGUUGUGGCAAUAGUCCAAUAUAGACCUGUUUUGACCAGAAUACCAUCUCUGGAAAACCACAAACUACUGGCUUGGUGAAUUAACAUGUAUAAAGCAGCCAGAUUGGUAUGAUCUGGAGAAUAGUACAAAGGAGUAGAAAUCCUAAAAUCUCAAAUCUGUUUGACCUAAUUUAUGGCUUAAAAUGUUUCAUUUUCACUUUUGUUUUACUAUCAAAUGUAUUUGUUAAGUACUGACCAUUCUUAAACUGGUUGGGGAAAAUGUAUAUGUCAUCUUCAGUCACAUCCAAGGUAAGUAUGUUAAGGGAAAUAAACAAGUCUAGGGAAUAAGCAGUAUGCCUUCAGUAUCUCGCAUUUUGGAAGAUCUGCUUCGUAAAACAAACUGCACAAUGGCAAAUGGAGCAGAACUGCCAUCUUAUUUUUUCCUUUUAUGAACAUCUUAAAUUUGGUGGGGGCAGGACUUAUCAAAGACAUGGCAAAAAGGCUUUGCUGUGCAAAUAUUUUGGAUAAAUUUUUCAGAAAAAAAAUGCCUUGUAAUCCUGUAUUGCUUCCUCUUAGGUAUCCUCUUUCUUGCGCUAAAUGUAGCAUAGAUUGCACAAGUACAAAUAGUCUUGUAACUGUGCCUCUCUCUGACUUUUUGAAAGUCUGUCUAAAAAUGUGAAAAACAGAUUUGCUAAAUGCUACGUGUUAACAGUUAGCUAUACUUGUGCUUUUAUUUACCGUAUUGUACCUAACAAGUUUUAAUCUUGGCAUAUGAUAGGCUAGAAUGACUAAGGGAAAAUUAUGGGUUUCACUUGGCUUGGAUUUAAAUUGUAUUAGUUAUAUGAAGAUCCAAUUCUGUGGACAUGUAAAUAAAGCAUGCCAGUUAAAA